Molecule: messenger RNA, 1104 nt
Organism: Cyanidioschyzon merolae strain 10D
Lineage: Eukaryota; Rhodophyta; Bangiophyceae; Cyanidiales; Cyanidiaceae
Product: probable arginine methyltransferase
Exons: 1
Coding region: 1-1104 (367 amino acids)
Biological process (GO): peptidyl-arginine methylation
Cellular component (GO): nucleus
Molecular function (GO): protein-arginine N-methyltransferase activity
Source: RefSeq, a predicted model, not a curated record
AUGGAGUACCCCGAAGCGGACUCCCAGCCCCAACCAGAGCCACUCGACGUGGUGUUGCCUCGGGGGGCACCCCCGGACGUCGUUGGGCCGGUGGUCAACGGCCUCAGUUCCAGCGACUACUAUUUUGCUUCCUAUAGCCACUUUGGUAUUCAUGAAGAGAUGAUUAAAGACAAGACGCGGACGAAGACCUACAUGCGAGCGAUCCUUGACAAUAGGCACGUUUUUGAUGGCAAGGUCGUCCUCGACGUCGGGGCAGGGACAGGUAUUCUGUCGCUUUUCGCGGCUCGCGCAGGCGCAGCUAAAGUCUACGCUAUCGAAUGUGCCGACAUUGCUCGACAAGCGCGCGAGAUCGUAAAGGCGAACCAUUUCGACCACGUAGUUGAGGUCAUCACCGGCCAGAUCGAAGAGGUGCAGCUGCCGCGGGACCCACAAACGGGUGCAGAGCCUCUUGUCGAUAUUAUCGUAUCGGAAUGGAUGGGCUACUUUCUCUUCUACGAGAGCAUGCUGCAAAGCGUUCUCUUCGCCAGAGAUCGCUGGCUCAAACCUCGUGACGGGCAUCUCUUUCCCGAUGGCGCAACGCUCUACAUCUGUGGGAUCGAGGAUGCUUCCUUUCGUAGUGAAAAAUUCGAUUUUUGGGAGAACGUCUACGGUUUCGAUUUCUCGUGUGUUAAGCGGCUGGCGCUUACCGAGCCCCUCGUGGAUUAUGUGGACGUCGAUCAGAUCGUUACAGACACGUGCCCCGUGCUGCGGCUGGAUCUGCAUCGCCUCCAGCCGCAGGAUCUCGACUGGAGUGCGCCGUUCCACAUCACUGCAGAGCGAGAUGACUUUGUUCAUGCCUUUGUUGUGUUCUUCGACGUGCAUUUCGGUGGGUGUCAUCGACCGUUGACGCUGAGCACAGGGCCGUACGCUUCGCCAACGCACUGGAAGCAGACAGUGCUCUAUUUGGAUCGGGCGUUGCCGCUGCGAACGGGCGAGCGCAUCGAGGGCACCCUUGCCUGUCGACGGAACGCACAGAAUCCUCGCGAUCUCGAUAUAGGUAUCUCGUAUCGCUUUCGGGGUUCGCAAAUGAGCGCGAAGAAGAUCCUCCGGUAUCAAAUGCAUUGA